UCAUUUUUAUAUACUCAUACGUGAUAUUUUCUUACCAAUACCAUACGCCAUACAGAUACGGAUCACGAAUAUGUUUUAUUUUUUUUUAUUUGACUAUUAUUACUACAUUUCUUAUUAUUUUUCUUAACAAGUGUGAAGCAUAAACAUCUCGAUAACAUCGUGAACGUUUGCAAUUUACCGUUUUAACCAUCGACGCCUCACUUUCGAGCUGUUUCUACAUGCGCUGACUCGUUUUUUUUUUUAUUGUUUUGUGAAUUCAUCAAAAAACCUUACUACCUAUAUAUCUACGUUGUAUUUAUUUUUACCGAUAUUUAUUGGGAUAAACGAUUUUUGGACGAUCACGUCAUUAUCAGCUGAAAAUAAUUUAUUAUACUCACUAGUGUAAAAAUAAAUACAUUACAAAAUUGUUUUGAGAUCACAAUUUAUUGCUAAUCGACGACGGGUGAUUUUUUGUUCAGAUAUAAAAUGCGCAGUAUAUUUUGUUCAUUCGACUAGUGUGUUAACAUAAUGCGUAUUUUGUGACUUAUAUAUAUACUUAAAAAUCGAAUAUAUAAACGUGGUCACUGCGUGCAAUCAACAACUUCAGUUCCCAAACAUUUAUGGCUAACAAUCAGAAUUUGUCGACAAGCGCCCACAGAGCUCUUGCGCACGAAUACAAAAGUUUGCAAGAAGAGCCUGUCGAAGGGUUUAGGGUCAAGUUGAUCGAAGAUAACCUUAGAGAAUGGGAAGUAGCCAUAUUCGGACCUCCAGAAACCCUCUAUCAAGGAGGAUAUUUCAAGGCACUUAUGAAAUUUCCAGCUGAUUAUCCAUAUUCACCGCCGAGCAUUAGGUUUUUAACAAAAGUUUGGCACCCUAAUGUAUACGAGAAUGGUGAUCUAUGUAUUUCAAUUCUUCAUCCACCAAUAGACGAUCCUCAUUCUGGAGAAUUGCCCUGUGAAAGGUGGAAUCCUACCCAAAGUGUCAGGACAGUAUUACUUUCUGUGAUUUCCCUAUUGAACGAACCAAAUACGUUUAGUCCAGCUAAUGUUGAUGCUUCUAUCAUGUACAGGAGAUGGAAAGACUCAAAGGGAAAAGAUAAAGAAUAUGAAAAUAUAAUUAAAAAACAAGUUGUUAGCGGCCGAUUAGAGGCUGAACGAGAUGGUGUUGUUGUUCCGCUUACAUUAGAAGAUUACUGUAAAGUCAGUUCAACAGCUCGUUCUUCGACUUCAGCAGCCGCUAUGGACAGUGAUUUUUACGUCGAAGACUACGACUUAGAUGUCGAAUCGGAUGCAAACUCUGAAGACGAAUAUCAAGAUGAUGCAACCGACAGUGGCAAUGGUGAAUCAUGAAAUUGAAUGACUAGAAAAGACAUAAAAAUACAAAAUAUAAUUUAAAAAAAAAAUAAUAACGAUAAAAAAAAAGACCAAAUAAAUAUUAUGGACAAAAACUUGUCUGCACCGAACAAAAUCAUUUAAGCUUUAUCGAUUUAAUGGUUUGUGUAUUUGGUCAAUUGGUCUUUUUGCAUGUGAUCUAAUUAAAAUAAAGCAAAGACGGCUAUUGUCCUUAUACUAUCUGCGGUCAUUUAAACAUGUUAAAUCAAAUAACAACUAACACACAUUAUAAAUAUAUGUACAUAUAUAUGAUAUAUUUUGUUCCCUUAGAAAUUUUUAUGCAUAAUUUAUAUAUUUUGUAAACAAAAAAAUGUUAAAACUCUCAAGAAAAAUCAUUUAAAUGAAUCCGUCUAAUUUUACCCCCUAUAAGUUUGUCCUUAUUACUUAUCUGUAACCUAUUACCUUAUCCUUUUUUUUUUAAUUUUAUUUAGUUUAAAAAUUUAAUGUGAAGAACAGACGACCACAAACCAUGUUAGUGUAUAUUUCAUUUUUUUAAAUUAACAUUCGGUAUUUUUUUUUCAACACACCAUUGGUGUGUGUGAUAUUAAAAUAUAAUGUUUCAUCGUUGGCUUUUUAUAUUCAAUUGCAACUUUGAGAACUACUUGUUAAUAUUCAAAUUUUGAAAACAAUUAUCGGUACUAAUAAUUUGUUGACAAACAUUAAAAGAUUAUUUUGAUUUAUUUCCUCCUUUGGAAUUUUAUUGAUAUCAUAUAAUAUUAUUUUGUUUUACUUAUAAACUGUUAAAAAGGUUAAUUUAAAUAAGUUUUUACUUAAAAAAUUAGAAAUAUUAAAAUCAGUGAUUCAAGUAAAACCCAGUCAAAACAUAUAACAUACAUAUUUUAAUAGAUAUAUAUUUUUUCUACGUUUUAAGUUGUUUUUUAAACAAAAGAAACUGAUAAUUAUUAAUUGUUGUUCAGGUUAUUUUUUUCUAAUAUAUUGAUAUACUAAAUAUUUUUAGAGAUCAAGAAAUUUUGUUUACUAGUGAUUUUAACUUUUUAAACUGUGAUGAAAGCUACUGAAUAAAUUUGAUUGUACAACUCUAUAGCUUUGACGAUAAUAAUAAUGCUCUAUGGUAAUCGUCCAGUGGUGUAGUCGUAAGUGAGUAUACGAAUGUACUCGUAACAGAUAAAGUGUCCUUGCAUUUAAAAAAGUGGAAGGUCAGUAAACUGCAUAUAUCCGCUGCAACUACAUUACUGUUAUUGUCUGUUCAUUUGAAAAUGUGUUAAUGAAAAUUCUGUGUGAAAUAUUAAAGAGCUAAUUACUAAUUAAGUGUAACUUUGGUUUUACCAUUUAUUUUAAGAAUUUUUUUUUUUUUAACCUAAUUUCUUUAGUUUCAAAUUUUGAUUACCAUUUUUCUGUUAAUGGAAAGUGGUUAUUUUUAUUUAGUUACCUACAAUUCUUCGAAACGAGGUUUUCUUCAGACUACGGGUUGAAAAACACGUGCAUAUUAUAAUUUUUUUGUGUUGUGGAUAUAUGCGAUUCUUAAUUAUAAACAAAUUUUUUAAUGUUAGCUUUAUUAAAUUGUUGAUACUUAAAUUUUGUGGUUAUACAAUUUCGCCAAAAUGUAGCGAAAAAAAUAAAGGUUUUAUACAACAAUUUUAAUACCUAUUGGCAUUAAUGUGUAAAAAUUAUGUUUAAUUUGUGAAACGAUUUAGUAAAAUUUGUCUUUUUUUUA
This is a messenger RNA of Adelges cooleyi (spruce gall adelgid), 3045 nucleotides long. RefSeq names its product ubiquitin-conjugating enzyme E2 R2. Gene Ontology annotation, molecular function: ubiquitin conjugating enzyme activity. NCBI's taxonomy places the organism in Eukaryota, Metazoa, Arthropoda, Insecta, Hemiptera, Adelgidae. The record is from RefSeq and is a predicted model, not a curated record. The coding region runs from base 600 to 1328 and encodes 242 amino acids. Gene Ontology annotation, biological process: ubiquitin-dependent protein catabolic process; protein polyubiquitination. The transcript is spliced from 5 exons.